Messenger RNA from Neogale vison (American mink), 1335 nucleotides. It is a transcript of the gene DNASE2B, whose product is annotated as deoxyribonuclease 2 beta. Gene Ontology annotation, biological process: apoptotic DNA fragmentation. Gene Ontology annotation, molecular function: deoxyribonuclease II activity. Lineage: Eukaryota; Metazoa; Chordata; Mammalia; Carnivora; Mustelidae. Bases 1 to 1335 code for a protein of 444 amino acids. The transcript has 7 exons. The record is from RefSeq and is a predicted model, not a curated record.
AUGGGACACCAAGACCUCUUGAAACGAAAGCACCGCAUUGAUUGGCUAAAUCAGAGGUGGAGACAAUAUGUAAACAUCUUUGGUUUGCUUCGUUCUGGAAAUGCCCAAACAGCUAACAGCAGAGGUAAAUGCAAUCCAACAUCAGCACACGCACAGCCUGGGACAGACCAGGGACUCGGAGCCCUCAGUCUCGGGGGCAAGUUUCCCACGGUGGCAGAGGGUAAAGGUGGCAGAUUAAAAAAAAAAAAAAAAAUGACAGCAAGACUUCUGAGAACAGCCCUUGCUUUGCUCUUCUUUGGCCUGUUUGGGGUUCUGGAAGCAACAACAAUAUCAUGCAGGAAUGAGGAAGGCGAAGCUGUGGAUUGGUUUACCUUUUAUAAGUUACCUAAAAGGCAAGACAAGGAAAGCAGACAGACUGGGUUAGAGUACCUAUACCUAGACUCCACCACCAGAAGCUGGAAGAGGAGUAAGCUGCUCAUGAAUACCACCAAGAGUGUGUUGGGAAGGACGUUACAACAGCUAUACGAAGCCUAUGCUUCCAAGAAUAACAACACAGCCUAUCUACUCUACAAUGAUGGGGUCCCUACCUCUGUGAAUUACAGCCGAAAGUAUGGACACACUAAAGGCUUACUGCUGUGGAACAGAGUCCAGGGAAUCUGGCUGAUUCAUUCUAUUCCCCGGUUUCCUCCAACUCCUGAAGAAGGCUAUGAUUAUCCACCCACAGGAAGAAGACACGGGCAAACUGGCAUCUGCGUAACUUUUAAGUACAACCAGUAUGAAGCAAUAGAUUCUCAGCUCUUGAUCUAUAACCCAAACAUUUAUAGCUGUUCCAUCCCCGCCAUCUUUCACCAGGAGCUCGUUCACAUGCCCCAGCUGUGCUCCGGUUCUAGCUCGUCGGAGAUCCCUGGCAAGCACCUCACUGCACUUCAGUCAGCCCGGGGCCAAAAAUUCCUCCAUUUUGCAAAGUCGGAUUCUUUCCUUGAUGACAUCUUUGCAGCCUGGAUGGCUCAACAUUUGAAGACACACUUGCUAACAGAAACCUGGCAGCGAAAGAGACAAGAGCUUCCUUCAAACUGCUCCCUUCCUUACCACGUCUACAAUGUCAAAGCAAUUAAGAUAUCUGGACAGUCUUAUUUCAGUUCUUACCAGGAUCAUGCCAAGUGGUGUGUUUCCCAAAAGAGGACCAAAAAUCGCUGGACCUGUAUUGGAGACCUAAAUCGGAGCCCAUACCAAGCCUUCAGAAGUGGAGGGUUCAUUUGUACCCAGAAUCAGCUUAUUUACCAUGCAUUUCAAGGGCUGGUUUUGUAUUAUGAGCCCUGUAACUCAACUUGGUGA